This is a messenger RNA of Cyphellophora europaea CBS 101466, 759 nucleotides long. RefSeq lists its product as uncharacterized. Lineage: Eukaryota; Fungi; Ascomycota; Eurotiomycetes; Chaetothyriales; Cyphellophoraceae. The record is from RefSeq and is a predicted model, not a curated record. The transcript has a single exon. The coding region runs from base 1 to 759 and encodes 252 amino acids.
AUGGCCACGCUGCCGCCCAAGUUUUUGGUGCUGUCGGCCGGCAAUGUCGAUGUCGAUGUUGAUGAAACUGAGGCACAUGCCAAGGGCAUGUGCGAGGUCGAGAUCGAGGCGGCGGUGGCGAAAAUCGAGAGGCCGUUGAUGAAUCUGCCGCCGCGGAAUCGCGCGAGGAUUCAGAUGGGCUUUGUUGGGGCGCGGUCUGCGUACAAGGAGGGAGGUGCGCAUGAGGAGUGGGAGGUGCGGCAGAAGGGGUGGAGACGGCAGUGGGAUUUCUUUCCCGUCAGCAGCAGCAGCAGCAGCAACAGCAGUAGCUAUGGUGGUGGCGGUGGUGGUGCCGCUUCAUCUGCAUAUGCAUCUACGUCGACUACCACUACGACUACAACUACGCCAACCUCAGCUCCAGCAAAAGCCCCCGACUCCGCCACAUCCACCUCCAACUCCCUCCAAUCACCAACCAAGGUCUACACCUGGAAAGGCUCGCACAGCGUGCUCUCGCACCUCCCGGCCUCCGCAGCAGCGACGCCCAACUGCCACGGCAACCUCAAACUCCUCGCCCCAGACGGCACGCUACUCGCGGCGUGGAAACAGUGCCGCGACCGCAGGAUCUUGGGGAACUUGUAUGUCUUCCGACGACCACCGGAAAAGGAGGCCAGCGAUGUAAUGGGCGGUGGUUGUGCCUUGCCCACGGAUGUCCUUGUCGUGACGUGCCUGUACGUCGUGGUCGUGGAGAGGAUUCUGUGGACGACUUUCUUUGGUGGUUGA